This is a messenger RNA of Penaeus chinensis, 8632 nucleotides long. Its product is annotated as nascent polypeptide-associated complex subunit alpha, muscle-specific form-like. The coding region runs from base 471 to 5939 and encodes 1822 amino acids. The transcript is spliced from 16 exons. The record is from RefSeq and is a predicted model, not a curated record. NCBI's taxonomy places the organism in Eukaryota, Metazoa, Arthropoda, Malacostraca, Decapoda, Penaeidae.
UCCCUCCUCCUCCUCUGCCUCCUUCUCCUUUUCCUCCUUCUCCUCCUCCUCUUUCACUCUACCCUCCUCCCUCAACACAGUGACAAACAGAUACCCCAGACAUCCACACCCACACGAAAGGGGGGGCUGCGCUAUGUCGACACCGAUAUAGGUGUGUGAGUGAGCGAGUGAGAGAGAGAGAGACAGAGAGAGAGAGAGAGAAAGAGAGAGAGCGAGAGAGAGAAAGGAAGUUUUCCCGUUUUCCCUUCUGCGCGCAUAGAAAACGGGGUUACAGGCUUCCUGAUGCCGGCACCGAACAUCAUUGGCUUUUCGCUGUGGUGCCCAAGUGAGGAAGAGCUGGGAUGAGGAGGAGGAAAUGAGCUGUGACAGUAAGGUCCUUCAGACGCAGAAAACGACCCGCAGACACGACCAUGGUCCUCUCGGCGUGAAGACAAGUGUGAGUGUUGCAGCAUCUUGAGGAGCUGCACGCUAUGUUCGGAUUCUUUAAGAACAAGAGCAAGGACAAGGACAAGGACAAGGACAAGCAAUGCGACGGCGGUGGCGCGCCCAAGGACAAGAAGAGGGAGAAGAUAACGAGGGAGGAGAAGAACAAGGAGCAGAGGGACAGUAGCGGCAAGAAGUCGAAGGACGACAAAGCUAGCAAAUCGAUCUUCAGGAAGAGCCGCUCCAUCGAGGGUCUUAAGGAGGAAGGAGGAGGAGGAGCAGGAGAGAAGGAGGAGGAGUCAUCCUCAUCAGGAAGCUCAGGGGAAAGCAGGAAGAGCAAGACUCUCGACGGGCGGCGCUCAGGAGGGGAUUGGCAGCAGAAGCAGGAGGAGGGGGAGCGAGGGCCGCCGACGCCAAAAGGCAGCGAUAAUGUUGAUUCCCCUCCGCCGCCCCUCCAACCUGUCGCCCAGAGUCCGCGGGGGAGCGACGGCGAGGGGAGGGGAGGCCAGAGUGGCAGGGAGGGGGGGCGGGGUGACGAGAAGGAGCGGAAGGGCGAGAAGAGAGGAGGGACUGAAGGGACGGAAGGCAAAGAUGAGGGGAUAGAUAAAGGGCAGAAGGAGGAGAGGGAAGGGAAGAGUGAGGGAACGGCGCCCGCCCUGUACGUGAGGCCAACGUGGCGGUCGCCCAGCACGAAACCAGCCUCGGCCGUCGAGAGUCUCGUGGCGUCGCGGUACGGCGGCUACAGCAGGCUCGGGGGCACGCCAGGGGGCACGGUAGGGGGUACGCCAUGGAGCACGCCAGGGAGCACGUCAGGGGGCAGCGUUCAGGGGUCGUACCUCGGGUCGUGGCGUUCGGACAAGACGGCGGCCACGACGAAGCCUCCUUUGAACCCGCGAGGGACCCUCUCCCCAAAGGGCCCUCUGGCCGCCCCAACGUCCCCUCCCGCAGGCAUAGUCGUGCCGGAGGUGGUCACGACCGACCGGGACGACACCUCCUCUCCCUCGCCCUCCCCUGUAGUGGUGACUCCCCCUGCCUCCCCAGGCUUACCUGGAUGGACCGGAGGGGGAGGUGGAGGGGUCCCGGAGCGCCCCGUCUCCCCGGACGGCCGGGCCUCCAUGUUGUCGACGCCCUCGAGCUCCACCUCGAGUCUCUCGAGCCUUGCCCCAGCCCGCCCUAUCUCACCCUCGGGGCGCCGCACCCCGCCGGGCCCCCGCAUGGGCACGGCUGGCCGGUUAUCCUCGUCGCCGACGCCGGCGCGGAAGGCACAGAGACCCAAUAUCAAGACGAACCCGGCCGCCGCGGGAAGGCGAGCGGGCUCCCGCUCUCCAGUGGGCGCUAUGGCCACGUCGACGGGCCCCUCCGGCGCACCUGACGGCGAGAAGCUCGCUACGCCGCCACCGUCACCGUCCUCCGUCAGACACCAGCCGUCUGAACCCGGUGUGAAGGCGCCCGCGUCACCGCCUCCGGUCCUCCGCGCUCGCACAACGGUCACGCCUCCCUCGCCUGAGGCCGCCCGGAAGCAGUCUGUGUUCCCGAAACUGGUUCCACCGUCUUCGCCUCCGUUGAGAGCCUCCUCCACUUUCUCCUCGCACAUCUCGCCCCCUCCCGACGCCCGCCUCGCCCAGAGGAGCGUGUCGCCACCCAAUCUCGCGGCCGGAGGGAAGUCCCGCCACUCCAUCGUGUCCAUGCACUCCCUGGAAUCGAUCCCUGAGCUGGACAGCGAUGGCCACACCUCCGCCGCCGACACCCUGGAGCGGAAGGGCGCUAAAGUGGCCGCGGGGACCGCGUGUGGCCAGGCGGUCUCGCCGACCAGCCGACACUCUGCCCCCGAAACGGCCUUCCCGGAACGCCAUGUGCCGAUGGGCGGCGUCACCGGCCACAAGAGGUCGAUCUCCCUCACGCCCGUACACGAGGAGAAGCUCUCGCACUCUGCCAAAGCGCCGCAGGUGAACCUCAAGGCCCAAGUCGCUCCGGCGUCCCCUCGACCGCGGGCGGACGAACACGACAAGCUCGCGUCUGGAGCGACAGAGGCGGCGACGCAACAGAAGGCUGCUAAAAAAGAAGCAAAAAGAGUCACCCCCGAGGAUGAUAAAUCCAUCCAACAUGUCAGGAUAGAAGGGAAAGUGGCGAAGGACACGAGAGCUGACCUCAACGCGGGCUGGAACCGACCAACGUCGCCCAUCGAAACGAUCGAGGCGAGCGAGACCACGACCCACGUAGUCAUCAGGAUUCCCCUCCGACGCAGCGCCUCCAGCGGCGUCAUCGGCGAGGAGAAGAGAGUCUCGAUCGAGUUCCUGCCGGAGCAGGAGAAAGGGAGCGGCCGCAGGUUGAGGUCCGUAUCCACGCCAAGAGAAGUCACGCGGGAGGCCAUACACGAGACCUUCCGAGACCCGAAGGACUCCAUCGGCCUCGCCAGGAAUCGGUCCUUGACUGGAAGAGGUGGGAGUCGCGCCGAAGGGAAGAAGGACGACUCAUCGGACAACGGCGGGAGGGUGCGGGUCCGGCGGCGAUCCUCCAGUCGUCGUCGAAGGGACGUCAUCAGCCCGGGCCCUGCAGUGGAGCCGAAGCCGCCGCCGCCCACGCCCGCCCAGGACGCCAACGAUGGCGGCGACGCAGACGACGACAGCGACCCGAAUGUGGUUAUUAUUCCCUGGAGGCGGAGGACACGCAGCAGGUCUCGAGUCUCGGAGGCCAGGACCGAAGGCAGCGCCGCGCCGGCGGCCUCCUCGCCCGACCCCGCGGCAGGCGCGACGAUGGCCGCUGGCUCCCGAGGCAGGUCUUUAAGCAGCGAAAGAUCGCCAGGUCAGCAGGGACAGCCUACCGUCGUGCCUGCGGUUAGCGAGGACCCAAAGGCGAAGGAAGCAGCGGAAGGACAAGUACGACCUCCGCCGCGCCAGAGGUCCCUCUCCAGGGGCCCAGAUCGGAGGACGACACGGGCAGUCACGCCGGCCGAUGUCCAGCAGGCGAACAGCGCACAAGACCCGACGAACGGCGAAGGGGCUCCGAGGCGGCGUCGCACGCAGUCCUCCUCUAGAGUUCCGAGCUCGACGGCGAACGGGGCCGACGCGGCAGGAACUGGGGGCGCCCAAAGACCCUCCCGGAGAAGGUCGUCCUCUGGCACCAGACAACCCGCGACCCUUCCGAGCGCCCCGAAGCCAGGCGACAAGAAGGAGGAAGAGAGACCUGCUGCAAAGGAAAGCACCGAAGAAAAAACGACGACCACCGCUUCCGACGCUCGCGAAAACACGACGGCUGAACACAAGAACCUCCCCGACGAAGGCAGCGCGACAGGGCCCCCUCGACGCCUCGAACGGGAGGGCUCGGCGAAGGAGGCCAAGGGACUCAUCAAGAAGCGCUCGGUCCUGAUCCAGACGCACGUGAUCAAGUCCGCCUCCAGGUCGUGCCAGGCCGACCUCGAGGCGCCCGAAAAACGAGCUCUGGACCAGUGCAAGCAAGAGCUCGUCGCCCAAGAGGAACGCUACCAGAAGCAAGUGGAUCAGCUGACCAUCUCCCUGGCCGAGAAACAGCAGGAGCUCAGCAGACUGACGCAGCAGCUGGAGGAGGUGAAGAGGACGUAUGUGGAUCCCGUGCAGAUGCAGAGGAAAAUGGACGAGAUGCAGCUUGAAGUCCGCGAGCAAGUGGGCCAGUCCGAGAGCCUCAAGGUGGAACUCCAGUACUCCAAGAACGAGGUUGAGCUGCACAAGAUGAGACUCCAAAGGCUCGAGGAGGACCUUGAAGCAGCGAAGGAGAAAAACCAGUCACUUCAAACCCAACUCGCAGCCGAGAACAAGAGCGACAGAAUCGAAGAGCUCGAGCUUCGUCUUCGCGUGAUGGAUGAGCGGCUGAGAGCUGGCCAACAGGACAAGGAGAAACUCAACAAGCAGAUUCUCGAGAUGGAGGCCGAGAGAGACGAGGAGAUCAAGAUUAUUCAGGAUGCCUUGGACGAAGCCGCAGCAGAACGGGAAGAGCUCAUCGCCACGUUCGAGAAGGAACUGCAGAACAUGACGACGAUGAACAGCACGCGCGAACAACAGCUGAUGGAAGACUUCGAGUGGAAGCUGAGGGAGAUGGAGAAGGACCACAAGAAGAAGCUGGAAGAGAGGGAGAGGAAGGCAGAGGAGAGGAUUAAGACAGUGAGAAAUGUGGUCGAAUCAGAACUGGCCGAUUCCAUCACCAAAGUCGCCGAGGAGAGAAGGAUCGCGGACGAGCAGAUGUGCGAGGUGGGUCACCUGAAGAGCUACGAGGCCGAGGUCAUCCAGCUCCGCGGGGUCACGCACGAGCUGCAGAAGGCCCUGCGAGCUUCGGCGCGGGAGAUGGAGCACCUCAAGAUGCGCGAGAAAAUUUUGGAGGAGGAGGUCCGCGGGCUGAAGAAGGCGGCGGCGACGCAGCCGAACCGACAGAGCACACUCGUGAGGGCGAAGAGGCACCAGGAGGAGGCGGAGGCGGAGUUCCGGCAGAAGCAGGAGAAGAUGAAGAACGAGCUCAAUGCGGAGUGGGAGGACAAACUUCGCUCCGAAUGCUCGAGGCUCAAGGGCGAGCUGGACGGCCUCCACGCCGAGGAGAAGCACCUUGCGGUCGAGUCGAUGAAGGUGCAGAAGGAGCAGGAGAUCCGGGCGCUGAAGCAGUCGUGGGAGCUUCGUCAGGAGGAAAUGACCAAAGAAAUUUCGACGCUGAAGGACAGUUUGACGGAGAAAGACGCCUAUUACCACAAGGAGAUGGAGAACAUGAGAACCAUUGCCGAUCGCGACAUCUGGGAGCUCCGCCGCAAGUAUCAGAAACUGGACGAGAAAUCCUGGUCGCAGAUGGAGACUUUGCAGGAGAAGCAUAGGGAGGAAAUGGACCACCUUCGGGAGGAACACGAAGAACGCGUGAAGGAACUCGAGGCCCGACUGAACGCGGCCACGUGUCAGCUGCCAGACGAUGACGCAAGAGUUCAGAUGGAGAAGAUGUACAAGGAACAGGUCGAUCAUUUGACUGAACAGCAGACUCUCAGCAUGGAGAGACUACGCGAGGAGCUGGAGGCCGAGAAAUUCAGAGCAGUGGAGGAGGCGCGAGUGCUCGUGUCCAAGCACCUAGAGUACGUGAACGCCACCCUCAGAGAGCAGCUGACAGAGGCCGUCACGAGUAAUAACAUUUACCGACAAGAGAGCGAGGCGAUGCGCAUGGCCCUCCAGCGUCGCGAGGAGGUCAUCCAGAGCCUCGAGGAGGACAUGGCCAAGCUCAAGGCGGAGUACGGCCUCAACAAGAGUCCCGCCCACCCCCACUACAUGGCCUCCCAGAGCUCCCUGGCCUCCUCCAACGACUCCGGCAGCACCUCCUCCACGAAUUCUCAGGACCGCGUCAGCCUGUCGGAGUCCAUCGGGGCUUCGGCCGAGGAGGAGGCGCCCAAGUCGGGCGGUAGCGGUCUCCUUGGCAAAGUAUUUGGAGGCGGCUGGUUUAGCAGCUCGAAGACUAAGGAAACUCCACGAAGGGGAAGUGGGCCAUCUACGGGUAAUCAGUCAAAAACGUCAACGUAGUCCUCACAACCUACUCGAAGAUGCCUCCCCCUUAUACUCCCUCCUUAUACACACUCAUACACACCCCUCCUUGGCGUUCCGAAAGGGGCGGUGUGCACUCGCGUGUGUGUGGGGGGGAGGAGCCACAUAAAAGGGGCGUGGCUGAAUAUUUUCGUCUGACGUCAUCAGCAGCAAAGAUCGUCCAAAUGGCUUGUCUAUUAUUCUCUGUUUCUCUUCUUCUGUCUGUCAUUGCUUUCUUUAUGAGCUUAUGUCGUGGGCUCCUGGUUUCAUUUUUUUUUCAAAAGGAAUGAAUUUUUUUUUUUUUGGAAUUUGAAGACUGACUUAGAUGUUCUGAUUCCAAUUUGCUUUUUGUUGAUAUGAAGAACUAUGAAAAAAACUAAACAAAAGCAUCAAAAGAUAAAUGAAAUCAAAACGCGAGCUCAUGACGCCAUAUGGAAAGUCUCUCCGGUUUUCCUUUCAAGUUUUUCUAAACCUCUCUUCAAGCGACGCUUUUUCUCUGAUGACAUUCUUAUUCCACAAAUGGUAUGGAGAUUUUGUCUUAUAUUUAUUGCUUUUACAAUGUAAAAACUGUAACAAAAACGAAAAAAAAUGAAAAAAAAUGGCCGUAGGUUGAGCUCCGCUGUGGCUGCUCUCUGUAUGCAGGAUUCCUUGUGCCAAAAGAUAGAUCAUUAGAUCAUUAAUUAACGUUCAAUUACCGGGAAGUAGACACUACUACGGUAGAACGGAUUUAUUAACGAUCAUCUACCUAAACGUAGAGUUGACAACCCUAUCCUGAAAGUGUCGUAGAUGAAGGCCGUUGACCCCCUGACCCGUUUAUUCAGAGGCGCUUCUAUAAGGAAGGGUCUGAGGUCACGUCUCAAGAAGGCAUUCACGUGUUUCUCGGUCUCGUGAAUCAGGCGGCUAUUCUCUUGAAGAUUCAUAAAUAACACGAGUGAACACAGUGAAAACGUAGAAGAAAAGUGUUCACUGGUGCUUACAGACUGUGUUAUUAUAAUGAAUAAAUGAGUAAAUAUAUAUGUAUAUACAUAUAUAUAUAUAUAUAUAUAUAUUAUAUUUAUAUAUAUAUGUACGUACAUAUAUAUUUUCUUUAGAUGGAAGCCUUUGGCAAGAAAAUACUAUUUAUGAACCUUCAUUACGAAGAACAAAUAAUACUGCUCUUUUAUUUUCCAUACUGGGUAUGUACGUCGCGUUGCUGUAUUGGCAACACUGCGAUACAUCCCAUGGAUAUAAAUUUGCCAGAUUUUGAAGAAGCACUAUAGGCCUAUAAGAUAUUUCCAGCUCUCGUAAACUGACAUAGUAGACUUGUUAACGGCAAGGAAUAUAAUAAGCUCCCGUUCAUAUAGACAUGUACUAUAUAUACAUACAUAUAUAUGUAUAUAUAUACACAUACAUAUAUAUAUAUAUAUAUAUAUAUAUAUAUAUAUAUAUAUAUAUAUAUAUUUAUAUAUGUAUAUAUAUAACCCGAAAAAAACAAAAAUGUCAUUUUCAGACGAAUAUCACUCUUAACGAUUAAAGAAAGUAGCUGCACUUUGGAUCAAUGAUAAAGUUAAUAUUUGCCAGAACGAUUUUGUUCUCGAAGUCUAAUAUCUGAGUCUCGCAUCCAGCAACGGAAUUAUGCAAACGGUGCUGAGGCAUUUGGAACCUUAUGCGACAGUGACACAGAGGUGAAAUUAGCCCGAUGGAGUUCCCUUGAGGCUCCAUGCAACUGUUCCAAUAUUACGGCAUUGAUACGUUCUGUGUGCGUGUGUUAGCGUCUGUGUGCACGUACAUGGGUGAAAUAUUAAAGCAUAGUGUGUGCGUAUGUAAGUAUGUGAGUGAGAGUUAAUAAUAAUAAAAAAGUAAUACAGAAUUAGAAGAGAUAUAGGAAAUGUAAAAGAGUUUUUGUAGUUUUAUAUUUCAAUUGUAGAAUUAAGCCUUACCCUGUGUCAGUCAUGCUCCGCGAGGAAAUUUUAGGUAUUGUGGUAAUACUUGCUUUAUGAAUAUAGUUUGGAGGUUUUCCUUUAACAUUUGGUUAUUAGACUAAAUAUAAUGUAUAUGUACUCACGUGUGUAUGGAUAUACAUACUUGUUUUCUUUUAUAUAUAUAAUAGGGCUAUUAACCUUUUUUUUUUUUUUUAGCUUGUGUUAUAACGCACGUGUAGAGAUUAGGUUAGUAUAGCUUUCUUUAUUUCUGGAUGGCAUUUUAACCAAGAUUAUUUAUUAUGAUUACUACUCAUCUCUUCACUUUUCUGUUGUUCAUGAUCCUCGUUCUUAUGAUAUGACAUUAACACCUCUUUUUUGUAUAAAGAUGACAGGGGCUUCACUGCAAUCGGCGAGUUAAAAUAGAGUAUAUUUUCAUCUUUGCAUUUUAACUCUGCGGAAUUUUGUGGAGCUUAGACGUUUAUAAAGAAUAGUGUUUUUUUUUUUUUUUCUUAUCUUAUCUUUGGUGUAUAUAUAUAGGUGAGAAAUUAUUUAGAUGUAACCCUACAGCUUUGUAUUCCAUGCGCAUGAGAACAGUGUGCAUGUGUGUGUGUAUCUAUGUGCGUUCGCUUUCAACGCAAUGACGCAAGUGUGACGCAGUGAUACAGGUUGUGACGUAAUAGUGGCGAUGCCUGUCUGUCACACUACGUUUUAUGAUGGGCGAGAAACUCUUGACUGCCCAGCUGUAAGAAAACCUUUUUUAUAACUACUGAAAUAAAAAGAAAAUGAAAGGCA